AUGGCAAAUGCCGACUGCGAGACAGCUUCGGCUACUUACAGGCCCGGCGAAGAGAACGUGCUACACUAUGUUGACACAGAUAUGGAAUUGAGCGACUAUCCGGAUGACCUUUCUGAGUGUUCACUUUCAAAGUACGACGUACCGGCGGAACGAUACACACAGACCAUCCAGGAUUUUCAGGUGGAAGAACACUUACAGUCAGAGAAGGAUACGCAGGUGGAAUUACAUACGCAGGUGGAGCAGAGCCUGCAGCCGGAGCAACAUAUGCAAGCAGAACAGGAUGUACCAAAGGGGCAACAUACACAGUCUGGCCAAGACACACAGACUUCACAUCUAGAGCAAGGCACACAGGUUGAAAAACGCACUGGCCCGUUCCACCAGGUAUCCGCGCAUUCGACAGAGUCUGUUACCGUACCAGGGUACGAAGACUCGCUGCUGCAAAGGCGAAGCUUCCCGACCCCUCCGGUAAGCCAGAAGUCAGGCGAAGAAGAUCAACUGCUAGAGUCACCCAUUUCGACCACGCUACAGGCAGCAGCAGCUUCGAGCCCACCGAGCUUGUACUCGCCUACCUCAAUCAACGGAAGCCCCAGUCGAAAUCUACCAACCCCCAAGAACACCAGGCAUACGCGAGCCACCCAAAAGCCUAAGCAGCCCAACACCCCAACUUCACCGACCCUUACCGUUGUAAUACCGCCGGAAAAACCUCGAAGAAGCAUGCGAAUCAAGUGUGCUCCCGCUACAUUCGCUGGCAUGGGAUCUCAAAGUCCUUCGCCUGACCCUUCUGCUGAACAUGCACCGAAACCUUUUGAUAGGGUCGUGAUCUUGAAGCUGAGACACGAACUCCUGGAACAGGUUGGAAAGCCGAAGAUGGCAACUUUGAAAGAAUCGACCACCUUAAAACCUGUCAAGCGCAAGCGUGCGCCGCAGCCAAAGACUUCACCAAAAAAGAAGAGCAGGGAGUCAAAAGAAGAGGAUCCGAAUGUUCAGAGUCCGAAUGCACAAGCUCCCAAUACCGCGGCUUCCCCAGCGUACGAUAGCCCCUUCCAUCUUGAGCCUGCAGAGGCGCCGCUGGAUUCGCUAGUUACCGUGAAUCUUGGAGCCUCCGAGGAGCUUUGGUCAAUUGGUCGGCAACUAAUGGAGAAUGCUCAGCCGCCUGUGGAACUGGAACAAACUGAAGGAGCAGAACAACAGGUGCCCAAGCCAGAGGCCCAUAGUCAACCUCCAGUAUGGUCCCAGACCCGUUUCGCACUGUGCGAGUCGAUCCCUAACUGCCUGAUGUAUCAAGGUGGUUCCUAUACAUACCGUCAACUUGCCUACGCAUAUCUAUACGCUGGGAAUGCUCUCUCGCGUGACUAUGUAGAUGGAGAUAUUAUCAUCGCGCGGGCACCUGGCGGAAUGACGAAGGAUCAGAAGACUGGACGAAUGGUGUUAGCCAAGGACCAACCCGAAAACUCAGAGACGGAAGCCUUCAGGAACGCCAUGAAGGCCGAAAACCCGAUAAUCGUUAUCACGAAAGACAACAACACGCUCAUACCUUCAAAGAUGCCACACCCCUACAAUGUGCUUGGCCUUUUCAAAGCUACACACAUAUGGUGGGAGAGGCAGAGGCAGAUCCUGGGCAGCAGAAAGGCCCACAGGUGCGCCCGGUUUCGUUUCGAGAGGCUGAACCCAAACAUCGUGAAAGCAUGGUAUGAACCACAUGACCGGGAAGAUUCUGUGCCUCUUGGUUCGCUCGGUCGCCCGGAGGUCGCCUGGUGCAUCUCAUGCCGACAACCAUCCUUACAGGUCUACCUCAAUGGUUGGAUAUGCCUUCAGCGGGACUGUCCAGCAUUUUGGAAGCUUUCCACGCGUUCAGGUCAGCUCUGUGAAGUAGACGAAGACACUCUUGUCUAUGAUCCUCGCUUUGUAAAGCAAAAAACAUCUUGGCAGAAUGAGCAUCUGCAAUAUCCAUUGGAGCAUAAACCUAUUCAGAUAUCCAAGUACACAAAGCCUGAAGAUCUCUACUCGAUCAGCGGAUGGAAAGGCGUUGUGUGUCCCAAAUGUCGCGGUUGCGUUAUGCGCUUAAACUUUUCCGGUUGGUUUUGCAAGACUCCUAAAUGCGGAUGGCAUCGCCUCGCGCCCAAACAGAUCAUGUCAUCAUACUCGAUCCUCGAUCCAAUUCCCUCUUUCCCACGAACUGAGGGCUACACACCGAGUCGCGACACCGCCAAAGGUAACGUUCGGGUUUUGAAACCACUUUACGCGAACAAUUACCGCAUGAACCGCUUCGACAUUCCGAAGGCCGGCUACAUCGUCCAUUGCUUGGCCAACGAGACGAUCUGCAAAGAGCCCGGUGGCCCCGAUGACAUGUUCGUUGAGCUCCAGAGUAUCGACAUAGGGCUCGAGCGGCGAGCUUUUGGUUCGGAGAAGCAUAUAGAUCCCAGUUUUACACGGCACAUGAACUUCAACGUUGGGAUGCACUACAAAUUCGCUGCUACGGGAAUACAAAAGUCUGUAUCAUUCGAAGAAGCAAAAGCUCAGGCAAUACGCGACGUCCGCACCCGGCUUAAUUGGAUGAUGGUACAAAUUCUCGCCCGAGAUCAAGAUAAGUCGAUUGCAGAAGUUGCAAAAGAGUGGAAGGAGAAAGAGUUCAACGAGGAAUUGAUUCUGGGUUAUUUCGAAGACCAGAGCAUCGGCUACCACGACGAUGGCGAGCCUGGUCUCGGUCCGAAUAUCGCGACCCUCAGCCUCGGUGAUAUCGGCACGAUGUCAAUCCGAAUGAAGGCCCUACAUUAUUGGGGCAGGACUAAGGCCGGCAUCUAUGACUAUCAACACCCUCCGAUACCCGGCUGCUUCAAGUACGAAGAGCGACUUGUUCGGCACACGGAGGUACUGCGUAAUGCUCCGGACAAAGGUAGCGAAAAAUACUUUAAGCAGGCUGCCAUCGAUAUCGGCCUCACCAAACAUAGCGAGAAGACACCCGUGGUCCUCGACAUGAUUCUUCGCCAUGGCGAUCAGGUGUUCAUGGUAGGAGCCGACAUCCAGACUUAUUACGAACACUCUGUGUCCCACGAAGGCCGAAUGCGCUUCGCAUUGACCUGUCGGACAAUCGAUCCCAGCUCGCUCAGGCCCACAGAUCUCCCGGAAUUCGAGGUGCGGCCGGACAUGGGUUAUUACGAUGGCUCCAAGCUGCCACUUCCACGCGACGCCGCUUCAAAUCCUAUUCCGAACGGUUGGAAGUGGGAAUUUGACGACGAAUACAUGAGUCAUGUGGGAGCGGUGGAAGAAAUGGCGGAAGAGGCCGAGGGCUUCGUCAAGUAUGACCGCGACGAUGAUCCUGGUCGAGGUGACGAGUGA
Messenger RNA from Didymosphaeria variabile, 3336 nucleotides. RefSeq lists its product as uncharacterized. The transcript has a single exon. The coding region runs from base 1 to 3336 and encodes 1111 amino acids. Lineage: Eukaryota; Fungi; Ascomycota; Dothideomycetes; Pleosporales; Didymosphaeriaceae. The record is from RefSeq and is a predicted model, not a curated record. Gene Ontology annotation, biological process: DNA repair.